CUCUGAUCUGUUCCCCUCCACUUACUUACCUUUCUUCCCCGGUGUUCCGCUCUUUCUUUCAUUCUCCUCCUCCGCCUACCCUUUUCUCACCUCGCAAUUGACCGCUCGUCCUGCUUCGCUUGAUCUCUGGUUGAUGUCCCGGUGACAAUUGACCAUCCCACCAUCCCGCGGUUCUACACGUACAGCAUCUGGUUGACUGUUGGAGAGCGAGCGCCCUUGCUUUUGUUAGCUGCAGUCUAUCGUUCCCAUAUCGCGGACAGUCAUCAACCCAUACGUCUACGUUCUUUUCGCGAUCGUUCGUCUUGAAUUUGUAUCGAAAGCUUUCGCCGCACCGCAACCCCCUCCCACGUCACCUCGAUCCUCGUGAAUAAUGCUGCUUCCGCGGCUUUCGUCCCUCCUGUGCCUGGCUGGCUUGGCCAGCGUGCCUGUCGCCAGCGCCUAUGAUGGCGAUGACAUCAAGAGCAUUCCUCUUCGCACUCACAGUCUUCAACCGCCAUACUUGGAUUCCGACUUCCAAAGCCGCUGGUUCGAUUUUGGUGGUGACACGAUAAUCCGUGCCGACCAAUACAUCCGUCUUACGUCCGAUCGGCCAUCGCAGCAGGGAUGGAUCUUCUCGCGCGUCCCUCUUACCGCGACGAACUGGGAGAUCGAGGUCGAGUUCAAGAUCGAGGGCUCGGGCAACUUGCAUGGCGAUGGCUUCGCCAUGUGGCUCACCAAGCAGCGCGCCACCCAGGGCCCCGUCUUCGGGUCCACGGAUAACUUCGACGGUCUGGGUAUCUUCUUCGACACCUACAAGAACAACCGCCCCGGUACUUCCUUCCCCUACGUCAUGGCCAUGAUGGGCGACGGCCAGACUACCUACGACCAGGCCCACGAUGGAAAGGCUAAUGAGUUGGCCGGAUGCUCGGCUCGCGGUCUGCGAAGCGCCUCGGUCCCCACCAAGGCCCGUCUGACCUACUUCCAGGACAAGUCUCUCACUCUGGACCUGCAGUACAAGUCCGAGGAAAGCUGGAUCAACUGCUUCGAACUCACUGCUCCGGAAACCAACAUCGCCAUUCCCUCCGUCGCCUACCUCGGCUUCUCCGCCGAGACCGGUGAACUGAGCGACAGCCACGACAUCAUCUCCGUCAAGGCCCAGAACCUCUACGGCACUGGAGGCAGCAACGGCGGUAGCGGCAAGGGACGCCCCAAGGAUUCGAGCCGCGUCAAGCGCCGCAAGCAGAAGGGCGGCAGCUGGGGUUGGUUCCUGUUCAAGGCCGUGCUUCUUAUUGCUGUCUUUGCCGCUGCUUACAUUGGUUGGACCGCCUACCGGACCAAGACCCGGUACUCGCGCUUCUAGUCGCUGUCGGUCGGGGUAAAGUGAAUCAGAAAUCACAAAUCAGAAAUCAAGAAAAAAACAAGAGUUUAUUAUUCUUCUCUCCGCAUUUUGCAUAGCCGUGUCCGUGUCCGUGUCUGUGUUUUUUUUUUUUUUUUUUUUUU
Molecule: messenger RNA, 1479 nt
Organism: Aspergillus heteromorphus CBS 117.55
Lineage: Eukaryota; Fungi; Ascomycota; Eurotiomycetes; Eurotiales; Aspergillaceae
Product: legume-like lectin family protein
Exons: 6
Coding region: 371-1339 (322 amino acids)
Biological process (GO): Golgi organization; endoplasmic reticulum organization; endoplasmic reticulum to Golgi vesicle-mediated transport
Cellular component (GO): endoplasmic reticulum membrane; endoplasmic reticulum-Golgi intermediate compartment; COPII-coated ER to Golgi transport vesicle
Molecular function (GO): D-mannose binding
Source: RefSeq, a predicted model, not a curated record